Messenger RNA from Nannospalax galili (Upper Galilee mountains blind mole rat), 2716 nucleotides. It is a transcript of the gene Gabra5, whose product is annotated as gamma-aminobutyric acid type A receptor alpha5 subunit. Gene Ontology annotation, cellular component: synapse; GABA-A receptor complex; neuron projection. The coding region runs from base 352 to 1743 and encodes 463 amino acids. Gene Ontology annotation, molecular function: GABA-gated chloride ion channel activity; GABA-A receptor activity; benzodiazepine receptor activity. Lineage: Eukaryota; Metazoa; Chordata; Mammalia; Rodentia; Spalacidae. The record is from RefSeq and is a predicted model, not a curated record. Gene Ontology annotation, biological process: chloride transport; regulation of postsynaptic membrane potential; nervous system process. The transcript is spliced from 11 exons.
CAGCGCGCGGCCUCGGGCGCGGCGCGGAGCAGAGCCGCAGGGCGGCGGCGGGAGCGCGGGGCGUUGGGUGCCUCGGCGCGGAACCCUGGGGAAGUUCGCGCUGGCAGCAUGGGGCGGUGACGCCCGCCGCUCUGCUUUACCCGCCGGCGGGGAGAGCGGGCGGCGGAGAAGCAGGAUGCGCCCUCGCCGACGGCUCGCCUGCUCCGGCCAGUGCAGGCACCUUGCAGAGCAAGACGCAGCUUGCUAGCUUUGAACGCGUGGCAAGUAUUUCUGAAAGCCUCAAGAUCAAGUUGGAGAAAAGAACAGUUUUUCCUUCAAAUUCAUCUGCUUCAACUCUUAUUCAUACUGGGAAUGGACAAUGGAAUGUUCUCUAGCUUUAUCAUGAUCAAAAACCUCCUUCUCUUUUGUAUUUCCAUGAACUUAUCCAGUCACCUUGGCUUUUCCCAGAUGCCAACCAGUUCUGUAAAAGAUCAGACCAAUGACAACAUCACCAUAUUCACCAGGAUCUUGGACGGGCUUCUGGAUGGCUAUGACAACAGACUACGGCCUGGGCUGGGAGAGCGAAUCACGCAGGUGCGGACAGACAUCUAUGUCACCAGCUUUGGCCCCGUGUCUGACACAGAAAUGGAAUACACUAUAGAUGUGUUUUUCCGACAAAGCUGGAAGGAUGAAAGGCUGCGGUUUAAGGGGCCCAUGCAGCGUCUGCCUCUCAACAAUCUCCUUGCCAGCAAAAUCUGGACUCCAGACACCUUCUUCCAUAACGGGAAGAAGUCCAUUGCACACAACAUGACCACACCCAACAAGCUGCUGAGACUGGAGGAUGACGGUACACUUCUCUACACUAUGCGUCUGACUAUCUCUGCCGAGUGCCCCAUGCAGCUUGAGGACUUCCCGAUGGAUGCCCACGCUUGCCCUCUGAAAUUUGGCAGCUAUGCAUACCCUAAUUCUGAAGUCGUCUAUGUGUGGACCAAUGGGUCCACCAAGUCUGUGGUGGUAGCAGAAGAUGGCUCCAGACUCAACCAGUACCACCUCAUGGGGCAGACAGUGGGCACUGAGAACAUCAGCACCAGCACAGGUGAAUACACCAUCAUGACUGCGCAUUUCCACCUGAAGAGGAAGAUCGGGUACUUUGUCAUCCAGACCUACCUUCCCUGCAUCAUGACAGUCAUUCUUUCCCAGGUGUCCUUUUGGUUAAAUCGAGAAUCUGUCCCAGCCAGGACAGUUUUUGGAGUGACCACAGUGCUCACCAUGACAACACUCAGCAUCAGUGCCCGGAACUCGCUGCCUAAGGUGGCCUAUGCCACGGCCAUGGACUGGUUCAUUGCUGUGUGCUAUGCCUUUGUCUUCUCUGCGCUAAUCGAAUUUGCCACAGUCAACUACUUUACUAAGAGAGGAUGGGCCUGGGAUGGCAAGAAGGCCCUGGAAGCAGCUAAGAUCAAGAAAAAAGAACGUGAACUCAUACUAAAUAAGUCAACAAAUGCUCUUUCAACGGGGAAAUUGACUCACCCUCCAAACAUCCCAAAGGAUCAGACCCCAGCAGGGACCUCAAAUACAACUUCAGCCUCGGUAAAGCCUUCUGAAGAGAAGACUUCUGAGAGCAAAAAGACUUACAACAGCAUCAGCAAGAUUGACAAAAUGUCAAGAAUUGUAUUCCCCAUCUUGUUUGGCACUUUCAACUUAGUUUACUGGGCAACAUAUUUGAAUAGGGAGCCAGUGAUAAAAGGGGCUGCCUCUCCAAAGUAAGCAGAGAACUCCCAGCCUUCCAGGAAGCCAAAUUCCCGGAGAAACAGAACCAAGGAGAGGCCUAGCUCAGAGAGACUGUGUUUGGCACUGUCUUUCAGGAAUUUUUUUUGCAUGUUUAAUAAUAUGUACAAAUAUUGCCUUGAUGUUUCUACAUGUAACUUCGGAUGUUUCAAAGAUGUUCCAUUGGUAAAUAAAGCAAACAACUUUCUUGAAAAACAGGAGGCAACGACUCCUCUGACACUCUGAUCCUCAAUAUCUUAACAUCAAUAGUACAUAAACAGGAUAAGUAUAUUUUUAACUGUUCCAAGUAUACAAUUUUUUUACAUUUUGAACAUCAUUUCAUACAGUUUUUCCCAGCGGGCAAAUAUUUUAGGAAAUGCUCCGUGGUUACUACUUAACUAUUGCAAGAAGCAAAGAUCCUGGGGAGCACAUUGUUCAUGAAGAGCAAAUUUUGGACAUUUAGGUCCAAUAUUAAUUGCCUUUGAUAAUUAUUCCUGUUCUGAAAUUAGAAAAAUACUGCAUGAACUGAUGUAAGAAAUAGAAUAGGCAAACAUUUAUGCAGACAAAUUUAAUAACAAACACGCAUAGUAUCUUAGGUUAGCAGGUCAAAUAUUUCCCCAAGGAAAAAAUGCAAGUGAUUAAAAGUUGGUUUUUUUGUUUUGUUUUUUUUUUUGAAAAUGACUUAAUUUCCCACCCCACCCCAAUUCCUCUACUGCUUUGAUAAUGGUGAAGAAGGAAAAGCAGAUGUGAAACAAGUGCUUUGAUGGACUUCUUGGCCCUUGGCAUCCUGCGCCCACCCACAGUGUCUGGGACAUUGGCCCCUGUUGCUGCUACACUUCAGUGCUGAGAAACUGUAAUUGAGUUAUUUUCCAUUUUAUCUCCUUGUACAUAUUUCAUGAUUGGAUUAUUGCUGUUAGCUUUUGUAUAUGAAUCUUAAAUGUUCAUUAAAAAAUAAAAAAAUGUGCUGAUCUUA